Molecule: messenger RNA, 3286 nt
Organism: Erpetoichthys calabaricus (reedfish)
Lineage: Eukaryota; Metazoa; Chordata; Cladistia; Polypteriformes; Polypteridae
Gene: nefma
Product: neurofilament medium chain a
Exons: 3
Coding region: 84-2681 (865 amino acids)
Biological process (GO): neurofilament bundle assembly
Cellular component (GO): cytoplasm; intermediate filament; postsynaptic intermediate filament cytoskeleton
Molecular function (GO): structural constituent of cytoskeleton
Source: RefSeq, a predicted model, not a curated record
CGAAUAUGCUUCGGAUAUAAAAAGGCAGGGCGAGAGUCAGGAAAGUGCUGUGAGCGCCACACACAUAUCCCAAGUCUUCCAAGAUGAGCUAUACUCUGGAAACGAUAGGUAACCCCUCUUAUAGAAGGGUGAUGGAUACCAGGACCACAUACAGCCGGACCAGCGCAUCCCCGUCCAGCGGGUUCCGCUCCCAGUCCUGGUCCCGGUCGAACCUGGGCAGUUCCCACUCAUCCUCCUACAAGAGGACCAACGUAGCCGUUCCCAGAGCUUACAGCUCCGCCGUCCUCAGCUCUGCCGACAGCCUUGAUUUCAGCCAGUCCUCCGUGCUUAAUGGGGACUACAAGCGUUCUAACGAGAAAGAGCAGCUCCAAGGGCUUAACGACCGUUUUGCCGGCUAUAUCGAUAAAGUGCACUACCUGGAGCAGCAGAACAAGGAGCUCGAGGCUGAGAUCCAGGCUCUGCGGCAAAAGCAAGUCACCCAUUCCCAGCUUGGAGAUGCAUACGACCAAGAGCUGCAGGAGCUUAGGUCAAUCCUGGAACAGGUGAACCACGAGAAAGCGCAGAUCCAGCUAGAUACCGAUCACAUCGAGGAGGACCUCCAGCGCCUUAAAGAUCGCUAUGAGGACGAGGCUCGGAUUAGGGACGAAACGGAAGCUACUAUUCGGUCAAUGAAGAAAGACAUUGAAGAUUCGUCACUGAUUAAAGUUGAGCUGGACAAGAAGGUCCAAUCUUUGCAGGACGAAGUUGCUUUCUUGAAAAAUAAUCACGAGGAGGAAGUCGGGGACCUGCUCGCCCAGGUGCAAGCCUCACAGAUCACAGUGGAAAGAAAAGACUACCUCAAGACAGACAUAACGUCCGCCUUGAAGGAGAUCCGCUCGCAGCUGGAGGGCCACUCUUCCAAGAACCUACAGCAAGCUGAAGACUGGUUCAAAUGCCGCUACGCCAAGCUGACCGAGGCUGCCGAGCAGAACAAGGAGGCCAUCAAAUCCGCCCGGGAUGAGAUUGCCGAAUACAGGAGACAGCUUCAGUCCAAAAGCAUCGAGCUGGAGUCUGUGAGAGGCACCAAAGAAUCCUUAGAGAGACAGCUGAACGAUAUCGAGGAGCGUCACAACAACGACCUGGCGAGCUAUCAGGAGACAAUUCAGCAGCUUGACAACGAGCUCAAAGGUACAAAAUGGGAAAUGGCACGUCAUUUGAGGGAAUACCAAGAUCUCCUCAAUGUCAAAAUGGCCCUGGACAUAGAAAUUGCAGCCUACAGGAAGCUUCUGGAAGGUGAAGAGACCAGAUUCAGUACAUUUUCAGGUAGCAUUACUGGUCCAUCAUUCCCAUACAGACAACCAUCUGCACCCAUUACCCCAGCCAAAAUUCAAAAGUCAAAAACUGAGCCCCCUAAAUUGAAAGUUCAACACAAAUUUGUUGAAGAGAUCAUUGAAGAAACAAAGGUAGAAGAUGAGAAAUCUGAAAUGGAUGAGGCUCUAGCGGCUGUAGCUGAAGAAUUGGCCGGAACAGAAGAAGCAGGUGAAGAGGCAGAUGCAGAACAAGAUGAACAGGAGGAAGAAGGUAAAGAAGAAGAGGAAGCUGUUGAAGAAGAAGUGAUCGCAGUUUCUAAAGCCAAGGUAAGCGCAAGUGCACCUCAGGGUGAAGAUGAGGAAGAAGAAGACAAAGGUGAUCAGGAAGAGGAAGCAGCUGAGGAGGAAGAAGGGGAGAAAGAAGAAGAAGAAAAGGAGGAGGAAAAGGAAGGAGAAGAAACUGAGGAAGCUGAAGAAGAAGCUGAAUCAAAGGAUGCUGGAGAAGAGGAAGAAGCUGAAGAAGCAGAAACUGAAGCUGCUGCUGAAAAGGGAGAAGGAGAAGAUGAAGAAGAAGGAGAAGAAACAAAGGAGGAAGGAGAAGGAGAAGAAGAAGCAGAGGCAAGUGAAGGUGAUAAAGAAAAGAGUGAGGGAGAAGGAGAAGGUGAAACUGAGGCUGUGGAAGAAGCUGAGGUGGAGGAAAAGAUUGAGAGCACCAAGGCCACAAAGCAGGAAGCUGAACCAGCAGAGGAAGAGGAAGAAGCAAAAGGUGCAAGUGAAGGAGAAGAUACAGAGGAAAAGGAGGCUGAUAAAAAAGAAGAGGGAGAUGACAAAGGUGAGAAGGAAGAACAGGAGGAAUCUGAGUCUAAGCCAGAAGAAGAAGAAGAAGAAACAAAAGAGGAUUCUGAGGAUAAGAAGGAAAAGGGAGCUGCAGAGGAUGCAGGAGAAAAGGACUCUCAGGAAGAAGCAGCCACUGAAGAAAUUGUUUCCAAGAGUGAAGCCGGAAAAGUAGGUGCAGAAAAGGAAAAGUCUGAUACAGCAGAGGAGGCAGAUAAGGAAGAUGUAGCUGUCAAUGGAGAUGUGGCUAAUAAAGAAGAGGAGGGCUCUGCUGGAGAGGAAACAGAGGAACAAGAGGAUGAAAAGGCAGUAGUGACCAAUGGAGUAGAGGAAAGCCCUACCAAGGAAGAAGCUGGAGAAAAAGUAAUAAUCACCAAGACAGUGGAGACAGUGACCACUGGGGAAGAUGGCACCACAAAACACAUCACUAAAUCAGUAACAGUCACAGAAACAGUGAAGGAUUUUGAAGAAGAGAUUAAGCAAGAAAAAGUAGUAUUAACCAAAAAAACAGAGAAAGUCACCUCACAGUCUGUAAAGAAAGUGACAGAAGAGGAGUAAAGAUGCUGGUAAACUCACAGGAAGGGGAAAGUAGAGAAAGGUACAGGAUGAGACUGCUAUAAAAUGCAUGUGAGUGACAGCUUUAAUGGGCUUUAAUCAGAAGUGGUUCUCUCAUGGGGGUUCAAGAACUCUGUUAUUUACUUUGUGCAAUAUUGGGGGGGGGAAUGCAUGCAAGCAGAAGUGUGCCCUCCACCAGACUGGGAAGUUACGUGCAAAAAUAAAAUAAAAUAAAAUAACAAGAGAGACAAAAGGAACAAAGAAUAAAAUUAAAUCAAAUGCAUGAAUGAAAUGAUUAUUUCCCAGGAGGAUGGAGGGUCACUUCUCAGGAACGUCUAAAGAUGUAUUAUGCAAAGAACCAACUGAGCCAAAAAAAGAAAGAAUAGAUAAGUAAAUUAAAAAAAAAAGAUAUAAAUAUAACAAACAAAACUCUUAGCCUUAACAUGCUGUUUAUUGCUAUAUUUUGUGUUUACCUCAACUGUGCAAUUAAAAAUGGAACUUUUGUUCAUGGGGGAACCUAACUUACAAGCACCCAUAAGCAACCUGUCAUUGACUCAUACAAAUCUCACAGCAGUAUUUGCCCAAAUAAAGGACAUAUUGAAAAUGUA